AAGGUAUAUAUAAUAGUGUCUUUGAGACUGUUAUUUUAACUUGCAUUUUUUCUCAUAAAUUAGAAUUAGUUUGACCUUCAGACAGUUGUAGACAAGUCAGAUUAUAGCAAAAAGGGUUUGCAGGUGGCGGAUUUGUCUGCCCUGAUCCCACAACAGAAAGCAACAAAAAGUUUUUUUUUUAACCACACUUUUUCACCAAGAAAAUUCAAAGCAGAUCGGGAAACAGAUUAUCACCUGGCCGCUGCAAUUCCUACCAAAACUGCUGCUGCAAAAUUCUCGAAUUUAGGGCCUCUUUAGAUUUACAGCAGAUCAAUUUAUUCUUUUGAUAAAUUUUUUGGCUUCUAUUUAGUGUCGAUCCAUUUAUUUUUCCAGCGGAUAGAUUUAUUUUUUGGCGCCAGGUAUUAAUUUAUGAAUUAAAAUUAAAAUUUGGGGACUUCGUGAAGUUUUGGAAAUUCUGCUGCAUUUUUGGCCAUUGUCGAUGAUCGCUUGAUCGAGAGGAUUUGGUACGCAGGCGUGGAAAUUAGGGCUUCUCUUCAACAUGAUGGGGACUGAAAAUAACAUGACUGAAGAAGCUCUGCCUGUGUCUAUGGCAGACUCUAUGGUGAGUGUUUCACUUGAUCAAACCCCACAGACAUAUAUGUCCAAUAGAGAUUACAAAAGUGUAUUGUCAGGGGGCUUGGCAUAUUCUGAAGCUCAUCCUAUGUCGCCUACAGAGGACCCUUUGCGGUCUUCAGACAGAGGUUUGAUUCCGAAGGCUUUAUCUCAGGAUGAAUCUCUUUUUGAAUCUCUUUCAGAUGCUGUAUUCACUCCUUAUGUUGGAGAGCCUAUUGGGAAUGGGAAUUCUCGUGGCUUUGGGAAUGAUUCAUUAUUACAAACUAGUUCUUCUUCGAUUUCAGAAUUUCUGACAGUGAUGGUGUUAAAGCCUCAGAAGGAACAGGAAAAUAAUGCAGCAAUUCUUGUCCCUGGUGGGAAUACAUAUGUGACAUAUCUAAUUGAAACUCACACUAAUAUCCCAGAAUUUGGUGACAAACAAUUUAAGGUCAGGCGGCGUUUUCGCGAUGUUGUGACUCUAGCUGAUAGGCUUGCUGAGUCAUAUCGAGGUUUUAUCAUCCCUGCUCGCCCAGACAAAAGUAUAGUAGAAAGUCAGGUCAUGCACAAGGAAGAAUUUAUUGAGCAGCGGAGGAUAGCUUUGGAGAAGUACCUUCGGCGGUUGUCUACACACCCGGUUGUUAGAAAGAGUAAGGAAUUUAUGUUGUUUCUUCAGGUUGAAGGGAAGCUACCUUUGCCUACAACAACAGACAUGGCUUCAAGAAUGUUAGAUGGAGCUGCUAAACUUCCAAAGCAAUUAUUUGGUGCAGAAGGCAGUGCAGUGAUUACUCCUGAUGAUGUUACUCAACCUGCAAAAGGAGGCAGGGACUUGCUUAGAAUGUUCAAGGAGCUAAAACAGUAUGUGACAAAUGAUUGGAGGGGUGCAAAGCCGCUUGUCAUCGAGGAAGAUAAGGAUUUUUUGGAAAAGAAAGAAAAAUUACACGAACUUGAAUACCAGCUAAGCCAAGCCUCUCAACGGGCUGAGUCACUGGUUAAAUCUCAGCAAGAGCUUGGAGAAACGCUGGGAGAGCUUGGACUAGCAUUUAUUAAAAUUUCAAAGUCUAAAAGUGCAGAAUCCAUUUCAAAUACUCAUACGGUUUAUGCAAGGAAUGCAAAAUUUAUUGGUACUGCAGCAGUAAAACACAGUAGAUUCAUUCGAGAGGCAAAUGCACGAGCAGUAAAUAAAUUGGAUCAGCUACAUGAGUACCUUAGCUUGAUGCAGGCUGUACAUACAGCAUCAUCUGAUCGAUCUAAUGCUUUAUUAACUGUACAAACAUUGAUGUCUGAACUUUCUACAAUGACUGCCCGGGUUGAAAAUCUUGCAGUUGCAUCCUCAAAAGUAUUUGGCGGUGACAAAAACAGGACUCGGAAAGCAGAGGAAUUAAGGAAUGCUAUAAAGGUUACAGAGGAGGCACGGGAUCGUGCAAUAAAGGAGUAUGAACAGAUCAAGGAAAAUAAUAGAAGAGAACUUGUGAGGUUUGAAGCAGAAAGGAAGAUUGAUUUCUUUGACAUGUUGAAGGGAUUUGUACAUAGUCAGAUAGAGUAUGCACAGAACACUGCAAAUGUUUGGACAAAAGUGGCAGAAGAAUCCAGUGAGUAUGCUGGAAGGUCUGCAGUAUCACCAUUUUUUGGCUUUCGUGAUGCAGACUAAGGUUCUUCUAGGGCUUCUAAGUUUCCAGCAGUUCAUAUCGAAAUGAUGCUUCCAUAGUGGCGGGGAAGAGUACUUUGUUUGAUUGCUCAUCAAACUUGAGGCAAAAUUGCUUACACUUGAUUUUGACAAGAGUUUCUGGGGUUGUAAACCGCAGAAGUUGAAUGCCUAUACCAUUUAUGGCAUGUGUAGCUGAAAACUAGAAGUUAUAUUUUAAAAUGAAAUAUGUACUAAGAAUGUAGUAAUUUCAUUCUGCCUUGCCUCUGAGGCUACCCAAGCUUAGUUUAGUUAUUGUCUACAGUGAUAUGCGUAUAUAAUGUUCCAUGAAUUCAGCUGCAAGGCAUUUUCUGAUUUUA
Molecule: messenger RNA, 2592 nt
Organism: Cryptomeria japonica (Japanese cedar)
Lineage: Eukaryota; Viridiplantae; Streptophyta; Pinopsida; Cupressales; Cupressaceae
Product: sorting nexin 2A
Exons: 6
Coding region: 539-2239 (566 amino acids)
Molecular function (GO): phosphatidylinositol binding
Source: RefSeq, a predicted model, not a curated record